GUCUAUAAAAUACAUAAUCUUCACAAACUGGACACAAAAUAAAUCAUCUAUAUGAAGAGAAAAUAUCCAAAACCGAUAUGAUGUAACGAGACCCAGAUUCACAUCGAAUGGAAUGUUCAAAAAAAUUGUCAAAAUCUUCACACCAUCCCACCUCGGUGGAGAGUUACACAACACGAGGUGCGCCGGCGCAGCUCUCACCGCCAGUCGCACCUGACGCGCCGGCGCGGACACCGACAACACCCGAGCACGCACGAGGCCGCACACCGCCGCCAAACAACCGCAGUACUACAUACUACUCACAAUCAUUCUUUAAGUGGUUUCAUAUAAAUUAACGGAUUUUGUUAUUGCUUUUGAUAAUUUUUGUAAGUGUGCUGAGCUUGGGAUCCGAGUGAGAGUGGUGUGAGGAAAGUGAGUGCAGGCGGAGCAUGCGCUUGCGCCGCUGAUAUUUUCACUUUCUACGCGACGGGACAUUGCGCACUAUGACUCCCGUGAUACGGCUCGGCGCCAUCCUGUGGCUGUUCUGCGCCGCACUAGCAGAAGUCACAGAACAAAACACCACGACCACCACGAAGGCGAUACGGACCACGAUCCUACCGUCCAGAACCACGAGAACAGAACUCAAGGUGUCCAGGAGCCUGAACCCUCUAGAAACACAAACACUCAACGUGAGAACGAAAGCAGGACAUGUGACGCAACUCAUUGUUAAGAAAAAGGACAAGUCUACCACUCACCAUGCCAGUAGCACUACUCCUGAACCCACGACUGUUUCGAUAAAGACAACAGUAUCAGUCUUCAACAGUACCUCCGAUGAAAACAAAAAUAAAACAGAAUCGAGGGACCAAAGAAAACUGAACUUCAUGGGCGCAGUAAACAGCGAUCUAGCUGGAUAUGACUACUACAUGAACCGAAACAAAAACGCUGAGGAGCCCACCGAUAUCAAGGCGGAGUACGGCAACUGGUCGCCAGUGUCUGUGUACCCUGAGUCUCAUAUCCAGGAGGACGGAGGCAAACCCGACGCCGACCCUGACACUGCCAACUACUACCCCACGUACGACAAUGAAAAGAAAACUGAAAACAAAAAGGUGUACAUAACAUCAACUAGCCUUUUAAACUACGGAGGUCCUAUCAAAAGUUACAGGUUUGAUCCCCACAAUCCAGUCAUAAAGAAUGACAGAAACCCAGUCUACAUUGAAGUCGUAAGCACUAAAGUUUCUGAAGGCGAAGGGAAAUCGUACAAAGUACCGGAUCCAGUUGUUAUAAGUUCAGAACCUAUGUACAUAAAGAAAGCCAUAGAUAAAUACAAUAAGCGUGGUCGAUCAAUCCUUACUCUUGGUGAAGACGGCAUUCCAGAAAUCCAAGGUGUGAGGAUGCCCGAUGACGAGUCGGAUAAAAAAACUUGGCGCAACGCUAGAGUUGUAAACGGAGAGCUCCUUCCUUAUCCAGAGGGUUACACUCCACCGAAAGCUGUACCUGAAGCUGACGUGUAUCCGGACGUCGCCGCCGCAGACCCCGCGCAAAGCUUCGGACCCUUCACCAAAGCAGACAACUUUGAACCAAAAGACGGCCCAUUCACCAAAUUCGAUAAUUUGAAAUUCGAACCCUCUGACAACGGCCCGUAUUUGACAAGUGAUAAUCCGACGUACUCAUACAAACAGAAAAAAGACAAUUAUUAUCUGAAAUCCGGCUACGGUCCUUUCACCAAAGCUGAUAAUUCGAAAGUUGCAAACUCGAAACUCAUCGAAUAUAUUAAGCAGAUAAACGAACAAGAAUCGAAACGCGAUUACUUCAGUGGCCGCAGCUCAAGGUCGCACAAUGGCGAUUUGGAUUACGCGGAAAGCCACAUCCAGAGACGUAUGCUCCAACACACCGGCGAAGUCAACUUCCCCAACUCCGCCUUGUACACGCCGAAGAAUUCUAAACCCGGUUUUGAUGAAAGUGUUAGGAACCCGGUCCUGCAAUACGCUCAUCCUGAUCUAGGAGUGCAGCCCGCGAAAGCGACUCGUGACGGUGUAGACGGCUACAAACUCGAAGAACGAAAAAUUAAGUAUUACACAAAUAACGUGCCCAAGAGCGCGCACCCGUACCCUAUGGAACCGGUUAACGGCUACGGACAACAACGUUCCCAGGCCAACAUAAACGCUAACAAGUACUACGAAGACGAAUACAACAAGUUUUCUUACUACGACAACAGCUACGCCCCCAGCCAGAGCGCCCCGCGGUACCCUUACAACAACUACGCUUACAUUAAACGCGUGCCUGAGCCCUCUCUGUGGAAAAGAUUUACUGACUCGAUGAAGGACACGUUCAACUCCGCCAGCCAGACAGUGCAACAGUUUACCAAACCUAUUAUUGACCCCAUUGCCAAAGUAACGCAACCCGUCUUCGACCCUAUUGUAGAGGCAACUCAAAAGAUUUCAUCUAACUUGGGUUUGUACCCCUCGAACUCCAUCCAAACACAGAGGUACGCGCAGGACAAGAUAGGCGUGGUGGCGGCGGCUUCCGGAGCCCCUGCGAUGUUACCGGCUAUCGGACUGAUGGCUGGCGGAGCUGCCCUAGGGCUCGGUGCAGUGGCUGUUGGGAGAUUCUUAGACGUGAACCUAAUGCGUAGCGCUGGUUUAAGUGAGGAUGACAUUCAGGACGAGAUUGAGAAAGAACACAAACGUUCUUUUGGCAGUUCAUACGACAUAGACAGACAAAUUCUAAGUACCCAAAAAAUUUACGACGACAACUACAAGAUGCCAAGUGAAAACGUAUACGUUGUAAUGUCACCUGACGGAGAAACCACACGUACCAAGCGUGAUGUAUUAAAUUUCUUCCAAGAGCCAAGUUACCAAGGCGCUCGGUUACGGAGAGUGAAGCGAAAGCACAUCACUAAGCGGUCUUUAAACGAGGACCUGCCUGACGACCUGCAACAGCUGGACAGUCCCGCAAGCCCGCAGUCCCUCACGUCAGCCGCCAUGGACCUCGUCAAGCAGACUGACUGGAGGGACUCUCAGUGCGCCAAGUUCACCUUCUGUAAAGUGCUUACGUCACAGUCAUCAGAUUCAAUCUUCGCGAUGGAAAAGAAGAUGGAGUCUUUAUUAAAACUCAUUUCCCGUGGCGGCGCAGGCGCAGCGACGGUGGCGCACCAGCUCGGUGACGUCAUGAAGGCCAGCAAGGACCACGACUGCCACCGCUUCCGAUGUGAUCAGCACUAGAAGAAUCUUCGUAAUAUUCAGGGACACCUUACCAAUUGAAUACUUUACUAGAAUCCUGCUGUAAAUUGAGCAAGGGCCCUGUUGUUCGAGAACGAAAAUUAUUUUUUGUUGGCAAAAAUUAUAGAAACCAAUUACCAUAUUGGUAAAUUGUUCCAUCGAUCCAUCGUUAGUGAUCUUAUUUUUCGUUGUAAAUAAGUUCUUUCCUUUGAAUUUCAGAUAUUUAUGUAAGUUAUUCAAAUAUUAUUCUAUUCAUUGUAAGCAAUACAAAAUCGAAUCGACUUUAAAAUUGGAACACAUCAAUGAAAGACAACAAUUCUUGGUAGUGUGACCAGUAAACAAAUAAUUUAUUGUUAUUUAUUCUGUAGUCUUAAGUUAGUUAGUAUAGAUGCUAAGGUUCCAGGGUGAGAAAGUCACGGUUUAUUUAUUAAAAAGUUAUUGUGCAGCAAAAUAGAGGGAAGUGAUCUAUUUGUUGUGCAUCGCAUUAUAAAUAAAGCUUGUGACGUAAAUUGUAAAUAAAGCUUACAAAAUCGAGACGACUAAUAAUCGCAAGGUCGAUUUUUAAGCGCUUAGCGAAAGGCAGGCCUUACGUGAGUAGCCAUCAGUGGCACCCGCCAUAUAACGAGUCGUUCCUAAUGUCAGUACCACCACCACUACACUGCACACCACCAGCUGGCGACAUCGCUUCGUUCGUAUUUAUUGUUACCAAAUAACUAUUUAUAUCAAAAGGCUAUUGUCUCGUAAAUUAUUGUAUUUAUUCUAUUAGAUUAAAUUAUUUAAUCACUAAUUCGUUGAGUUACUUUUAUUCAUUAAGUAAAUUAUUAAAUUGUUUCUAAGACCUAAAUGUCAGAGACCUAAAUGUCUUACAUUUACGAGAUUGGAAUUCUAUCAUCGUUUUAUUUAUGCAACAUACUAUAUUUAACUAUAACUUUGUAACCUAAUUUUAUUUUUAUUUAAUAGAUGGCGCUGUAAGUUGUAAAUACGCUUUUUCAGAGAAUGUAAAUUAUUUAUUUAUUUUUGUACGAUUAAAAUAAAAAAUAAUUGAAAUAAA
This is a messenger RNA of Trichoplusia ni (cabbage looper), 4245 nucleotides long. RefSeq lists its product as uncharacterized. The record is from RefSeq and is a predicted model, not a curated record. The coding region runs from base 480 to 3197 and encodes 905 amino acids. The transcript is spliced from 3 exons. NCBI's taxonomy places the organism in Eukaryota, Metazoa, Arthropoda, Insecta, Lepidoptera, Noctuidae.